CUUCCUCUCUCUUUAACAUACUCUCAAUUUCUCUCCUCUUUCAGUCUAUAAUUUCCUUUUUCUUUUUUGACCCUAACUUUCGUUCUUCUCCGGAGCUCCAUUUAAUCAGAGGCUGUAUUUCAUCACUAAGACAGAGAUUGCAAUUUUUUUUUCCCUAUGGAACGACCAAGUGCAUCCCAGAGGGUGAAAAAAAGAGCAUUGGAGGAAGAUGAUGGUAUUGUAGGGAGGAAAUAUAAAUUUAAAAUUCUAUUACCAAAUGGGGCUAGUGUAGAAUUAAUUCUAUGGGACCCCAUCCUCCGAAUGCCCUUGCAAGACUUCGUUAAGUUGGUGAAAGGUGAAUAUUUUCGGGCUUGGCAAGAAUCAGUGAGUCAGAAAAGAACAAUAAAUUGGAAAAAUGAAGGGCUGUACCUUGAAGAUGCCUACGAGAAUAAGAUAAGAAAUAUAAUGGACUUUGGGAAGUUCAAGCCACAUAGGUACCAUAUUUUACGGCUAAAUGAUGGGUCCAGUGAGAUUUCCAAUACUUUUGAGGGCAUGUGGGAUUUGACGCCAGAUACUGAUCUAUUAAUGGAGUUGCCAGAAGAAUACACUUUUGAAACAGCUCUUGCAGAUUUGAUUGAUAAUUCUUUGCAAGCCAUAUGGACCAACCGUGAAAAUGAUAGGAGAUUAAUUAGUGUGCAUAUUGCGGAGGAUAGGAUAUCAAUUUUUGACACUGGCCCAGGAAUGGAUAGUAGUGAAGAAAACUCUAUUGCUAAGUGGGGGAAGAUGGGUGCUUCACUUAACAGGACUUCUAAAGAACAUGGUGUAGGAGGCAAACCUCCAUACUUGAAGCCUUUUUUUGGCAUGUUUGGAUAUGGAGGACCUAUUGCAUCUAUGCAUCUAGGAAGGCGUGCUCUAGUUUCUUCAAAGACAAAAGUAUCUAAUAAAGUCUUUACAUUGCAUCUUGAGAGAGAAGCUCUACUCAAGUGCUCAGAUUCUGAACUUACUUGGCGGACUAAUGGUGGCAUUAGGGUUCCUUCAGAAGAUGAAAGCACAGAAUCACCUCAUGGAAGUUUUACAAAGUGGCGAGAAGUACAAAGACGGGGAAGACCACCAACACAAUUGAGUUCCAGGUUUAACUUGUUAUUGUAUUUACGUGCUGAACUUCUUCUUAAUACAAGUGAUGGUUCAUGGACAUCUCAAGAAGCAAAUGCACGCUUAAAAUGUGUUUAUUUUCCAGUACGGAGGGGGGAGAGAGCAUUGAAAGAAUUAUAG
This is a messenger RNA of Pistacia vera, 1251 nucleotides long. Its product is annotated as structural maintenance of chromosomes flexible hinge domain-containing protein GMI1-like. The record is from RefSeq and is a predicted model, not a curated record. The transcript is spliced from 13 exons. NCBI's taxonomy places the organism in Eukaryota, Viridiplantae, Streptophyta, Magnoliopsida, Sapindales, Anacardiaceae. The coding region runs from base 157 to 1251 and encodes 364 amino acids.